Molecule: messenger RNA, 633 nt
Organism: Ilex paraguariensis (yerba mate)
Lineage: Eukaryota; Viridiplantae; Streptophyta; Magnoliopsida; Aquifoliales; Aquifoliaceae
Source: the annotation of a GenBank genome assembly
AUGCAAGAACAAUCCAGUAAGCUAUCAGAACAAGGCAAGGGAUUCCAAGAUAACUAUCCUCCUGUCUACAACAGCUUCACUGAUUAUGUCAACUCGCAGAUGUCGACAAUAGGCAGGGCGAGGUCAUGGCAAGACCAAAAAUCCCUAUUCGGGAUGAGAAUCAAUCCUAAGAAGCUCCCUGGAGAAAGGAAAGUCAAUCCAGAACAAACAUCUUUUUCCGGUGAUCUUAAGGAAUUCAUCAAUGAUAUGCAGCUAGGGCUAGGAGGAGAUGGGAACAACGGAAGUUCAACCUAUUGCCCAUUUCAUGGCUACAAUUGUUAUUGCAUCUUCCGCCCUCAAUCCCGAAUUGGAUUCCAAGGAAACGUGACCCAAAUGUCAGAUGCGAACAUGGGGCCUCAGACACCCGACCAAACGUUGCGUUCACCUGGAAAGCAAGAGACAAAUCAAGAUGAGAGAGAAGUACAGGCUAUCAUGAUUGGGCAACCUCCCAAAGGGGAUUUCUCCAGGAUUCGGCCGAUCCAUACAGCUCGCCAACAAGUCCAACCAAUGCAAUUGCAAGUCCAAUCCAGGGCAACCGCUCAAGCUCAAUCCACCCCAGUCAGAUAUAUGGGAAGAGAGGAGCACACCGAAAGU